CAGAAGGUAACACAAUGGAGAAAAUAUCAUGGUUACUAUGGAGCCUAUUCUUAACAGUAGCUAAAGCAGAAUUUCUGGACGAUUUAUUCGCCGUAUCCAAGUCCGAUGUAAAAAUUUACUUCAGCAACCGGAACAACAGCAACAACUUCAUUGAGGUCGAUCUCUCCGAUCCCCAGCAAGUGGCUACAGCCGGUUUUUCUAAGGCUAUAGACUCUUAUAUCUGCGUGAGGGCCUACAACGAGGAGACACUGUACAAAAACAACUCCUGCAAUCAAAUCAAGAAGGCCCUACUGGAACUGCACGAUGUGAAUUUCUUCUACGUCGAUUGGAGCAAAGUGAGCGAUACCAUCAACUACAUCGGCGUGCUCAUGAAGAUACCUAAAGUGGCGAAACUGGUGGCUCACAAGAUUUUAGAUUUGAUCAACAAGAGCGGAUUGGAUCCGAACAGGACUCAGCUGAUAGGAGCAUCAUUGGGAGCCCAAAUGGCGGGCGCAAUCGGCACGGAACUCGAAGGAAUCCUCUACCAAGUCGUCGGACUGGAUCCAUCAUCGCCGUUCCUAUCUCGCUUUUACAGCGGCAAUCGCAUGUCGAAGAAUUCCGGGCAAUUCGUGCAAGCUAUUCACACCGGUGGAUUCUUUUUCGGGUUUUUCGAUCCCCUAGGACACGCUGAUUAUUACGCUAACGGGGGAAGGUUGCAGCCGAGUUGUAAAUUUGAUUUAAUCGGAUUUUGCUCUCACACUAUGGUGGGGCAGUUGUAUAUCAAAACAUUGCAGGACGAGAAAUUAUUUUUGGCGAACAAGUGCGAUUCGGAGUUACAGUAUAAUUUGGGUGCUUGUCAGAACAACGAGAAGUCUUAUGUAGGAGGAUACCUCGUUGAUAGGAACAACCGGAACAACAGCAACAUCUUCAUAGAGGUCGACCUCUCCAAUCCCCAGCAAGUGGCUACCGCCGGUUUUUCUAAGGCUAUAGACUCUUAUAUCUGCGUGAGGGCCUACAACGAGAAGGGGCCAAGCACCACCUGCGAUCGAAUCAAGAAGGCCCUACUGGAACUGCACGAUGUGAAUUUCUUCUACGUCGAUUGGAGCAAAGUGAGCGACACCAUCAACUUCCUGAAAAUCCUCAUGAAGAUGCCGAAUGUGGCGAAACUGGUGGCUCGUAAAAUUAUAGAUUUGAUCAACAAGAGCGGAUUGGAUCCGAACACGACUCAGAUGAUAGGAGUAUCGUUGGGGGGCCAACUUGCCGGUGCAAUCGGUACGGAACUGGAAGGAAUCCUCUACCAAGUAAUCGGACUGGAUCCUUCUUGGCCGUUCCUCUCUCCCUUUUACAGCGGCAAUCGCAUGUCGAAGAAUUCCGGGCAAUUCGUACAAGCCAUUCACACAGGUGGGAUAUUUUUAGGGUAUUUCGAUCCCCUGGGACACGCCGAUUAUUACGCUAACGGGGGAAGGUUACAACCGAGUUGUAAAUUUGAUUUAAUCGGAUAUUGUUCUCACACUAUGGUGGAGCAGUUGUAUAUCAAAACUUUGCAAGACGAAAAGUUAUUUUUGGCGACCAAGUGCGAUUCGGAGUUACAGUAUAAUUUGGGUGCUUGUCAGAGCAACGAGAAGUCUUAUGUAGGAGGAUACCUCGUUGAUAGGAAGUAG
Phyllotreta striolata is the source of this 1640-nucleotide messenger RNA. The record is from the annotation of a GenBank genome assembly. NCBI's taxonomy places the organism in Eukaryota, Metazoa, Arthropoda, Insecta, Coleoptera, Chrysomelidae.